Messenger RNA from Acipenser ruthenus (sterlet), 1649 nucleotides. RefSeq names its product SWI/SNF related, matrix associated, actin dependent regulator of chromatin, subfamily e, member 1 (gene smarce1). Gene Ontology annotation, cellular component: SWI/SNF complex. The record is from RefSeq and is a predicted model, not a curated record. Gene Ontology annotation, biological process: negative regulation of DNA-templated transcription. The transcript has 11 exons. NCBI's taxonomy places the organism in Eukaryota, Metazoa, Chordata, Actinopteri, Acipenseriformes, Acipenseridae. Gene Ontology annotation, molecular function: nucleosomal DNA binding; nuclear receptor binding. Bases 252 to 1550 code for a protein of 432 amino acids.
AAUAAAAUAUGUAUGUGUGAACAAUACAAACUUGCCGUGUAUGUAGUAUUAUUAUUUUGUUAUUAUUAUUUCGUUUUACGUAUUUAUUUUUUUUCCCUGACGCUACUGUACCUUAAUGGAGAAUGUUACAAAUUAAACGGAAGCUGCGUUUUUUUUUUUUGUUCGGUACAGAGUGACGGAGGAGCAGGCUUGCCUGUAGUGUGAACCCAAUGACUGGAAUAGCCUGAUAUCUUCCCUCCAGAUCUGCCAAGAUGUCAAAAAGGCCAUCCUAUGCCCCGCCCCCAGCCCCUGCCCCCACCACACAAAUGCCCAGCACCCCAGGGUUUGUGGGAUACAACCCAUACAGCCAUCUGGCGUACAACAACUACAGACUGGGAGGCAACCCAGGCAGCAACAGCCGGGCAACGAAUUCUUCCGGGAUUACAAUUCCAAAACCACCGAAACCUCCGGAUAAGCCCUUGAUGCCCUAUAUGAGAUAUAGCAGAAAGGUUUGGGACCAAGUGAAAGCCUCAAAUCCAGACCUGAAGCUGUGGGAGAUAGGGAAGAUUAUUGGUGGGAUGUGGAGAGACCUCACCGAUGAAGAAAAGCAGGAGUACUUAAAUGAAUACGAAGCAGAAAAGAUUGAGUACAACGAGUCGAUGAAAACCUACCACAACUCUCCAGCCUACCUGGCCUACAUCAAUGCCAAGAGCCGGGCGGAGGCAGCGCUGGAGGAGGAGAGCCGGCAGAGGCAGUCCCGCAUCGAUAAGGGGGAGCCAUACAUGAGCAUCCAGCCUGCAGAGGACCCUGAUGACUAUGAUGAUGGGUUUUCUAUGAAGCACACAGCGGCUGCACGUUUCCAGCGGAACCACCGGCUGAUCAGCGAGAUCCUGAGUGAGAGCGUGGUUCCGGAUGUCCGGUCUGUGGUUACCACAGCCAGGAUGCAGGUCCUCAAGAGGCAGGUCCAGUCCUUGAUGGUCCAUCAGAGAAAGUUGGAAGCGGAGUUGCUCCAGAUUGAAGACCGCCACCUGGACAAGAAAAGGAAGUUUUUGGAGACCACAGACUCAUUCAACAAUGAGCUCAAGAGGCUGUGUGGGAUGAAGGUCGAGGUGGACAUGGAGAAGAUCGCUGCGGAGAUCACAGCCGCGGAGGAAGCGGCUCGGAAGAGGCAGGAGGAGCGCGAGCAGGAGGCUGCGGAGCAGGCAGAGAGGGUAGCGGCGGCCGCAGCACUGGAGGAAAAGCAGGCAGCAGCAGCAGCGGAGACAGAGGCCAGCAAACAAGACGCAGCAGCACCUGAGGAUGAGGAGCUAGAGAAGAAAGAGGAGGAGCCAGAGGCGGAGCCCAUGGAGACAGAUGAGCCCCAGGCAGAGGAGGCCUCGGAGAGCCAGCAGAACAGCGAGGAGGGGGCCUCCACUACAGAAGACAAAGAGAGCGUGCCGGAGGGGGUGGACAGCGUGGUUGAAGAGGGAACAAGCGACAGCAACACCGGCUCUGAAAGCAAUAGCGCUCCCCCUGAAGAACCUCCAGCAGAGUCGGGACCCGAGGAGGCUGCUUCUGAGAAGAAAGAAUAGCGGAUAGUGUUUUAGUACUGUAGUGUUUUUUUUUUGUGUUUUUUUUAAACUUUGUAUGUUUUUAAAUAAAACUUAACAGAUGCAUUUUUUUUUUUGUUA